Molecule: messenger RNA, 1929 nt
Organism: Parasteatoda tepidariorum (common house spider)
Lineage: Eukaryota; Metazoa; Arthropoda; Arachnida; Araneae; Theridiidae
Product: cysteine desulfurase
Biological process (GO): [2Fe-2S] cluster assembly
Cellular component (GO): nucleus; cytosol; mitochondrion
Molecular function (GO): cysteine desulfurase activity; pyridoxal phosphate binding
Source: RefSeq, a predicted model, not a curated record
UAUAUAUAUUUUUUGUUCGCAAUAUUUUAACUGUAACGUCUUGAAACCACAAUAUAAACAAAUCCAAGUGUAGUGCUGCUGCCGCGAAAUGUGUUAAAAUUUAUAUAACACUGAUUUUUUAGUAAAACUAAAAAGUAUCACUCACUACCAAAUUCGAAUUAUUGUUAAAAAUAAGCAUUUCUUCUUCAAAAUUAGCUUAAUGAUGCAAGCUAAUCGAGUUUUGAAAUCUAGACUUCUGUGGAAGUCUUGUCCCAGUCAAAUAAAAUCAUUUUGCUCUCUGGUUCAACCUAUUAAAAUUCAAGAAAGGCCUGCUUACCCUGAAUAUGCUAAAAAGAAACCUGACAUACCUUCUUCAUCAGAAUUAAAACCUCUUUAUUUAGAUGUUCAAGCAACUACACCUGUUGAUCCCAGGGUUUUAGAUUCAAUGCUGCCAUAUUUUAUAUCAAAUUAUGGAAAUCCUCAUUCAAGAACUCAUGCAUUUGGCUGGGAAAGUGAAGCUGCUGUUGAGAAAGCCAGAAAACAAGUAGCUGAAUUAAUUGGUGCUGAUGAUAAAGAUGUAGUUUUUACAAGUGGAGCUACUGAAUCAAAUAAUAUGGCUGUGAAAGGUGUUGCUCAUUUUUAUCAAGAAAGGAAGAAACAUAUAAUAACAUCUCAAAUAGAACAUAAAUGUGUUUUAGAUUCUUGCAGAGUAUUAGAGACUGAAGGAUUUGAUGUUACUUAUUUACCUGUUCGGGAAAAUGGCAUUAUAGACCUAAAAGAAUUAGAGGAUGCUAUUCGUCCUGACACUUCAUUAGUUUCUAUUAUGAUGGUUAAUAAUGAAAUUGGAGUUCUACAGCCUGUUAAAGAAAUUGGUGCAUUAUGCAGGUCAAAGAAAAUAUUCUUUCACACUGAUGCAGCUCAGGCAGUUGGAAAAAUACCUGUCAAUGUUAAUGAAAUGAAUAUUGAUUUAAUGUCUAUCAGUGGACAUAAAAUCUACGGACCAAAAGGUAUCGGAGCAUUGUAUGUAAGGCGCAGACCACGUGUUCGAGUCCAGCCUCUUCAAAGUGGAGGUGGUCAAGAAAGAGGCAUGCGAAGUGGAACAGUACCUACCCCAUUAGCUGUUGGACUUGGUGCUGCUUGUGAAAUAGCAGGAAGGGAAAUGGAGUAUGAUCGAAAAAGAACUGACAAGCUUUCAAAGAGGUUAAUUGAUGGUAUUAUGAAUGCUGUGCCUAAUGUUGUUCGGAAUGGAGAUUCUGUACAAAACUACCCAGGCUGUGUAAAUCUUUCAUUUGCAUACAUUGAAGGGGAAAGUCUAUUGAUGGCAUUAAAAGAUGUUGCUUUAUCUUCUGGCAGUGCUUGUACUUCAUCUUCUUUAGAACCAUCUUAUGUGUUAAGAGCUAUUGGUAGUGAUGAAGAUUUAGCUCACUCGUCAAUUAGAUUUGGAAUUGGUAGAUUUACUACAGAAGAAGAAGUGGAUUACACUGUAGAAAAAUGUAUUUACCAUGCAACAAGACUGAGAGAAAUGAGUCCUUUAUGGGAGAUGGUCCAAAAUGGCAUUGAUAUAAAAUCAAUUCAAUGGUCUCAGCAUUAAAGCUGAAUCACUUUUUCAUUAAUAAAGGAACAUGGUGGAGUUUGACUGUGAUAAAGUUUCGUUUACCAAUGAGUCAGCCUUUGCUUGUCAAAUGCCUCUUUUUGUAUAUAGUAAAUCAGAUUUUUUAAUUUGAUUAUUUGAAAAGUUUUUAGAAUUGUUUAUUACAAUUAAUGUAAUAUAUUUUUUUAUCAGGUUCAUUACCUGCUUGAAAUAUCCAGGAAAGAUAAGAAAUUUUAAUAUCACUAAACUGUUUCUUUUCAAAGUAACUCUUAUUGCUUUUUUUAGUUGACUGAAACAUUUGUAUUUUGUUAAUGUUACAUUUCUUUUUUGUUAAAAAAAAUAAAUAUUAAACAAGUUGU